UCUAUCACAGGCGUGGCUGUCGUCACGCAGGGGAGCAGAGACACACGCAGCUCGUAAAUCAUCCGCCUUUCACUCGACUCCUUCGCGCCGUCAGAGAGAAGGAGACAUCCGCCGCGGGGGGAGCCGGGCUUUUAAUGUGGUGGUGCAAACACUUCAUGCGCGAGCCUUCAGACAUGGUGCGCGCGCUGCGGAGGGACCCCAGGCCGGCCUUAGAAUAAAAAUAAAGGAUCCUCCAGGUGCUCCAAGUGCUACACGUCUGCUCCGUGUUUACCUUCCAUCAACAUCCUGUUCCCCUCCAUCACAUCCCACACAACACACACAAGCAAAACAAGUCGGGACUUUUACAGAAACCUGCGGCUGCUUUGUGCUGAGCGCGCGGAUCCCGAUGGAAGCCCGGGGAAAGUACGACUUCAGCGCCACGGCCACCGACGAGCUGAGCUUCAGAAAGGGCGACACCCUGAAGAUCCUGAGCCCGCAGGACGACUGGUACAGAGCCGAGAUGGGCGGGCAGGAAGGAUACGUCCCGCAGAACUACGUGGAGGUGCAGACGCCGAGGUGGUUUCAGGAGAACGCCAGUCGCAGCGCUGCAGAGGACGUCCUCCGGUCCAAAGGCUUGGGACACUUUGUGAUCCGAGGAUGCCAGAGCUCCCCGGGAGACUUCUCCAUCUCUGUCAAGCACGAGAGCGACGUCCAGCACUUCAAGGUCAUGAAAGACAACAAAGGGCAGUACUUCCUGUGGUCGGAGAAGUUCACCUCCCUCAACAAGCUGGUGGACUUCUACAAGUCCGUCUCCAUCUCCAAGACCAGGGAGAUCUUCCUCCUCGACGACGGGCCGGACGGCCGCGGCCCCCCGGGGGCCCAGCAGCCGGCGAAGAGGGGAAGUUUGCCCGAACAACGCAACGUGUCCGCGGCCUUCGUGGCGUCACCGCGCAGAGCUUCAGACCAGCCCCCCAGACAGCUGGCCAAGCGAGCCGGUCUGGAGGAGCGAGCUCAAACCAUCGGUCACACGGGCCGAAGCAGCCCCGUCGCCUCCGCUCAGCCGCCGCGCCGCACGUCUGACACCAUGCCCCUUCCCCAGAGGGCGUCCACGCCGCAGGUGAAGGCGCUCUACAACUUCAGCGCCGAGGAGGCCGACGAACUGGGCUUCAGCGCCGGCGACAUCAUCGAGCUGCUGGAUCGCUCCGACCCGUCGUGGUGGAGGGGGAGGCUGCGGGGGAAGAGCGGCCUGUUUCCCGCCAACUACACAACGCUGCUGUGAGAGGAAGAACGACCCCCCCCCCCACCCCCUCCCACAGCCCCCCCCCCUCCCACAGACCCGCUCCCAGCAGAAAGAACUGACUCAUCUGAUCUCUGCCCAAAAGGACCGAGUCAUUUAGGAUUUUAGUGACUACCUUCAAACGUGUGGCACCAGGGGAACUUUUUUAUCUUUGGCAUCAGCGCGUCUCCGUCAGUCAAUGUGCGGCUGUAACUUGUUUCUGCUCGCUCGUGGUGGUGAAGUCGCCUUUUUAUACCGCAAGAGGUUUUGGAUAUAAACAUUCAGAAUAAGAAAUAAAAUCAUUGAUGACGACGAUGAUGAUGAGAGGCUUCUGAGAUGAUUCUUUUCUUUUUUUUAAAGGCAAGUAGGGGUUAACUGUGAAGGUCCACCCUCCUUCAGGGGAUUUCGGUUUUUAUUAUCUUCUGCAGCCUGAGGCCAAAAUUUAAACAGAAGUAGGCAAAGUUAGCCUUCAAAAUAAAAGCUGCAGUAAAGCCAUGUGUUUAUGGUUUCAAUAUCUAGAUAAUAUCUAGCGUCUCUACGUCACAUCUAAUUAGUCAAGUUAUCCCUUCCGUUCACUGUCCGUCUGUCACUGUAGUACAAUUCAUUUAUUCAUCUGACAAACCUUACAUUUACUCACUAGAUAUAGUGCUUUAAGACUUUUUUUUCCAAUAAAGACGUCCUGGGCUACAGCCAU
Messenger RNA from Pungitius pungitius (ninespine stickleback), 1949 nucleotides. It is a transcript of the gene grap2a, whose product is annotated as GRB2 related adaptor protein 2a. The transcript has 9 exons. Lineage: Eukaryota; Metazoa; Chordata; Actinopteri; Perciformes; Gasterosteidae. Gene Ontology annotation, molecular function: phosphotyrosine residue binding. Gene Ontology annotation, biological process: signal transduction; regulation of MAPK cascade. The record is from RefSeq and is a predicted model, not a curated record. Gene Ontology annotation, cellular component: nucleoplasm; plasma membrane; cytoplasm. Bases 386 to 1258 code for a protein of 290 amino acids.